AAAUUACAAGGUGCAAAAUAAUAUGUCUGUUUACCUCUGUCUUUAUGUCUGCCUCAAGACAUAGUAGUAAGGUGCACCAAAAAACAAUCGAGUACUUUCGGAGUAAAAUAAAUUUCUAGAAGUUCAACGUGUAUUUCAUUAUGAGUAUGCAAGUUUGCUGUGUUGAUCCUCAGCCGCCGCAGCAGGCACCUAUCCUACCUCCUUCAGAUAUUGAAAAAAUGAAAGCUGAGCUUACUAAAAUUGAUAAUUUCAUGAAAGACAUAGAUUCUGGAGCUGCAACGGAAACUACAUAUGAAGGGUUAAAAGCUGCAAUUGCAGUGGCAAAUGAGAUUAUUCUUUCUCUUGACAAUGCAAAUGAUUUCUUCAAAAUUGGAGGAUUCAAUCAACUUAUACCCCUUCUUGCUUGUUCUGAUGCUGAGGUAGUUGCUGCUUCUGCAGAACUUAUUGCAGACUUGUGUCAGAAUAAUAUUUAUUGCCAGUCUAAACUCCUUGAUUUCAACGUGAUGCCUCAAUUAGUGAAAUUGAUGGAUAGCCAUCCAGACUCAACAGUUACCUCUAAGGCUUUAUAUGCAUUGUCUUGCUUAUGUAGGCACAAUGAUGAUGCCAUUAAACAUUUGGAAGUCACCAAUUUUCUUCCCAUAAUAUUGCGAAUGCUUCAAGGUCCUGAUGAGAAGUUGAGGGCAAAGACUGCAUUUUUUCUUUCAUAUUUAGCUACUCAUGAAAAUUUUAGAGAAGCCUUUUAUCAGGCAGAUGUUGUUGGAAUACUGUUGAAACUGUUAAAAGAAGAACAAGAUUCUAGCUCAGAACAUCUACUUAGUGCUCUUCAGGCUCAAGUGGCGCAGCAUAAACAAUCGAGAAUUCUGUGCAGGAAAGAAGAAUAUCGUCUAAAAGACAUUUUAGAAGCAAAAAUUCAAAUGUAUGGUUCAAAAGGUGAAUAUGAAGAGGCUAAAGAAUCCUGUUCUAAAAUUUUAAACAUAUGCUUCCAUGAAGAGAAGAAUUCAUAAUUUUUAUUUAAGAAAAUGUCAUAACAUGCAUCAUCAUUGAUAUAAGCAGCAUACUUUUGUUUUCUUUGCAUUAUUAAAGUAUGUACAUACUAAAACCAGUA
Stegodyphus dumicola is the source of this 1105-nucleotide messenger RNA. RefSeq names its product hsp70-binding protein 1. Gene Ontology annotation, molecular function: protein binding; proton-transporting ATPase activity, rotational mechanism; adenyl-nucleotide exchange factor activity. Gene Ontology annotation, cellular component: endoplasmic reticulum; vacuolar proton-transporting V-type ATPase, V1 domain. Gene Ontology annotation, biological process: proton transmembrane transport. The record is from RefSeq and is a predicted model, not a curated record. NCBI's taxonomy places the organism in Eukaryota, Metazoa, Arthropoda, Arachnida, Araneae, Eresidae.